UGGCUUCUAGCCGUUUAUUUUAGCUAAUCCUCCCCUUGGCCGCUUUAUCAGGUCGGGGCGGGUCGGGUUCAGCCGGGAGAAAUGGUCGCGCUUUUGACCAGACCGGCCGGCGCCGGAGAGAGGUGACGACAUGAGUGAACUUCUGUAACUGAGCUGAGCUUUCUUCUUCUUCCACUCCACCCGCGCAAACGAAAGCAUCAGGCAGUCGCAAGAAAAAGACGCAAUACCAGCAGCAGUAGCAAUCGCGCGCGGGACGAGGAGUCAGUCCUUCGGAAGUGAUUAGCCGGUUUCUUUCGAUGUCUCCUCCCACACCUCUUCUUGGAUCUCCCGCUCGCAUGGAACCCAAAUAGCACACAAUCAAUCACAUAUUCUCUCCGUUCCUUCGACUAACUCAGAGCAUGAACAAGAAGGGACUGGCCAUCCUAAUGCGGACUAGGAUGAGACCCGGCGAACCCAGCAAGCUCGCCCUCUCUCCUCUCGCCGACCAGGCUAAUGAAAUGAGAGCUGAAAACAAGGGAAACCAGUCCGCUGGAAGCAGCAUGGGAGAUGGUGGAGGGGAAGGAAACAGAGUUCUCAGCCCUUCAAGCAACAAUAUGAGGGCAUUUGAGCAAGUGAGGGAGUCUAUGCACUCUGCCAUAUCAAUGAACAAAACUGAAGUUCUAGAUACCGUUCUCAGUGACUUCUCGGAGGGUUACUUCAGUCUUUCUCCUGAAAACCGGCGCAAACUGCUGCUGAUUCUUGCCAAAGAAUACGAUCUUAACCGGGUGCAAGUCAGGCAACUUAUAAAUCAGUAUCUCAGCCUGGAACUUCCUAAAGGUGAUGGAGCUCAAGGAGAUACUGUUGAAGAAGAAGGCUUGUUAUCUACUUUCUACCGUAUAGAGCGGAAUCUGAGACAUUCUCUCCAGCCUCUGUAUGAAGUUCUUUUUGAAAGAUUAAACACCCACCCUGGUGGGUUGAAGUUCUUAUCCAUUCUCCGUGCGGAUAUCCUAUGCAUUCUCGCAGAGGAUAAUAUUGCGUCGUUGCGAGCACUUGAUUCCUAUUUGAAGGAGAAACUCAGCACAUGGCUUAGUCCGGCUACCUUGGAGCUACAUCAGAUUACCUGGGAUGAUUCCGCAUCUUUGCUUGAGAAAAUUGUGGCAUACGAGGCGGUGCAUCCUAUCAGCAACCUUAUAGACCUGAAGAGAAGGUUGGGAGUGGGCCGUCGCUGCUUCGGAUACAUACAUCCAGCAAUACCAGGUGAGCCACUGAUAUUCAUAGAGGUUGCCCUACUAAAGAAUGUGGCUCAAACUAUACAGGAGGUUUUAUGGGACAAUCCUCCAACACCUGAACAUGAAGCAACAUGUGCAUUAUUUUAUUCUAUAUCAUCAACCCAGCCAGGCUUGGCAGGGAUCAACCUAGGAAAGUUUCUCAUCAAACGAGUGGUUACCUUGCUUAAAAAGGAUAUGCCUCAAAUAUCUACAUUUGCUACACUUAGCCCAAUCCCAGGAUUCAUGCAGUGGCUGCUCUCCAAGUUGGCAUCUCAAUCGAAACUCGCUGAACUUGAGGCGUCAUCACAUCCAUCAGCUGAUAGAUCCACUUCAUCCUUUUGGGAAAACAUACUCAAACAAGAAGAAGAAAGUGCCCUCUUGAGCUUAUCCGAGGAAUUUGCUGCUAUGAACAAUGGGAUGGAAGUGAUGUUGCACAUUCUGACUUCAAAAAACCACGACUGGAAGAAUUCACCAGAAUUGCUGGCAGUAUUGAAGCCUCCUUUGAUGCGACUUUGUGCCCGGUACCUUCUGCAAGAGAAAAAGAGAGGGAAAGCGUUAGACUCUGUUGCAAAUUUUCACUUGCAAAAUGGAGCGAUGGUCCAGAGAAUUAACUGGAUGGCUGACCGAUCUGAGAAAGGUCUCCAACAGAGCGGGGGCAUCAUGGUAAAUUACGUGUACAGGUUGGGGAAUAUUGAAGAAUAUGCUCAGUCGUAUUUCAGUACAGGUCACAUUCACGCUUCACCGGAUCUUCUUCAUCAACUUGAGAAUGUGGAUGUACAAGGUAAUGGCGAUGAAUAGACUGUCAAAUUGCUCGGAGUGGAUAAUAUGCUUUUGGUGAAUAGCAAAAGAAAUAAAUAUAUUCAAGACGCCGUAUGGAAGGUGUCGAGUGGGGCUCGGAUGGAUAUGGUAGUGCCUGUCGUUUUUAUAAAAGAUGACAGAGAGAUUCAUUGCCCUUUUCUCUGUAUCAGCAAACCGAGGAUGAACUGUUCCAAUUGGAAAAACUGAACGUUCAGUCUCUUUUUUUUUAUGGCAAAUUCAUCAUUUUUCAUCAAAA
Messenger RNA from Punica granatum (pomegranate), 2301 nucleotides. The record is from RefSeq and is a predicted model, not a curated record. Lineage: Eukaryota; Viridiplantae; Streptophyta; Magnoliopsida; Myrtales; Lythraceae.